UCACAUUUAUUGCAAUGAUCACUGGGAUUGACAUGGUAGUAUAGAGGUGGAGCUUUCGCCUCACAAUCAGAAAGCUGUGAGUUCAAUCCUAGGUAGUGGCAGAUAUUUCUCUCUCUGGGCGCUAAGAGAACAUAUCUGCUGUGAACUCCACAUAGGCAUCAGGAAGGGCAUCCAGCCAGUCAACGCUCAAGCUCCAUUCAAUCGCCCUGACUCCACCCCUUCACAGCAUCUUUAAAAGAAAAAAAGUGCAAUGAUCACUGGGUGCCUGUUUGAUAGAAAUAGAGAUUCCCACCAACUGGAAAAACUAAGAUUUCUUUUAGAAGUUGAAGAAGUUUAUUUCAGGUUCUAGUGAAGAAUCCACACAGUUUGUGUGCAAAAACUUUGCCUAGUCACAAAUACAGCAGAGUUAAAGGCCAGAUAAAAACCAAACCAAGUAAUGGAUUUUCCACUCAAACGUAGGAAUUGUUUUGCAUGUCGCCUUUUUUCCCAUGUAGCCUCCAAGAAAACAGAAUAGAAGUCUCCGUUGACAAACUAAUCCAGAUAAUGUUGAAGUUCUUUAGAACUUUGCUUAAAAGUUCAGGGCUUGCAUUGUUCUCUCCUCUGAGCCUACCCUCAGUUGGAGACAUGGUUUUAUUUUGGCUCCAAGUUAGCUAGAAUGGAUUUAUAUGGGAGUCAACCUGCUCGAAGAACAAGCGGAAGGAUGUGAGUUUCCAGCAGCUUUAACUUGUCUUUGUUCCUGCUUUUGUUUGCCUUUAAAUAGGCUAUUGUAAAGAGAAUAUUCUCUGCUCGGAAUCGGUAGGUUUCUGUAACUCCACUUGCUAAUGCAACAAAGAAUGUCUUUCAAGACAAUCCCCCCAAGAAGUCAAUACUGGCAUUUCUGUGGAUCAGCAAAGCUGGAAACGGCACACAAUCUCACUUAGCAUUUCAAUGGAACUAAAAAUUAUUCAUUUAUGUAUGUUUUAGUGAGUGUCAGAUUAAUUAAAGACAAUGGAUGAUGUGAAAACUAACUCCCCAUGUCAUCCUUCUCUGUUUCUGUCCCAUUAAACAAUGAGAAGUGUUGACACCUUUGAGGUGGGCUCCAGAGGUCACAUUUGACAUUUCCAGAAGCUGCAUGAUAUCCGUUGAGUUCAUACCAGGCUUUUUUAGUUCCUGUUAGAACAGUCCACAGGUUUCACGUACAUCAUAAGCACAAGGAAGGUCAACUCGCGUAGCCAACUCUCUGCUAAUAAUGUCUGUUGCUUUCAUCUUCUGAAAGGUGGCUGGCACGCUCUGCUUAACUUCUGUUUGAUGAACUUUUGCUUUCAUCUCAUGGUGGACAUGCUUCUUCUAGUAGGUUCUCCCAAAUCUGUCUCCCUUCCAUUUCCAUCCACUGGUUCUGGCUCUGCCGUCUGGGGCAACAGAGAAUUUAAUGCCUCUACGAAUCAGGGAAGGAGAUCAACAAACGUAGCAUCCCAUCUCCUACCGUGGUUACUCAAAAAACUUCAGAAGUCAAUAUGGACAUAAAAUAGGCACAUACUUCCCUUACUCUACAAAAUGGUCAGACCUCUCUUUAUAGACCAGGGGGUUUUCAAACUUGGCCCUUGUGGAUUUCAACUCCCACAAUUCCUCAGCCAGGCACGCUGGUGGAGGAAUUCUAGGAGUUGAAGUCCACAAGUCAUAAAAGGGCCAAGUUUGAAGACCCCUGUUAUAGACACUGAGAUUAGCGGCCUUCAAUGCCAAUGCUUGUUCUGCAGAUGAAGGUUGCAUGGUUUGAACCAACAAUCCUUAAUAACCUUUUCAAGCUAAGGAGAAUUCUUAACACACAGGACAAGGCUGGAAAGGUUUAUCUCAAACCAUCUAAUAAUAUUACUGUCAAUGGCUGCAUUAAAUGGGCCCUCUAGCAGGACAAACAAUAUAGUGACUAACAAAAGAGAAUAUUUAUAAGGUAAUAUAUGGGAUCCUUGGUGCUCUCUGAGCUGGGUUAUUUUCUUGCAGACGUUUCUUUACCCAACUAGGUAGCAUCAUCAAGGCUAGAAGGCAGUGAGGCUUGCUCUCUUGUUAUAUACAUGUGGCUUGCCCUGUUAGUGUUUCUUGGUGUGUCCUUGGUGGUGCUUUGAUUGGGCUGUUGUUUACCGGUUAUUUGCCUGAGCUGACAGUUCCUUGAUUGGAAUGUUGUUUACUACUUGAUUGUUGGUCUAGUAUUAAUCUUGGUGUUAAUCUCUGCUUAUCUGGGGGUAACUUUCAGGAUCUUUUCCCAGAGAGGGCUCGGUGACUUGAUCAAGUAAAAUAUCCAGGCUGUAAUUAAUUCCACUUGCCAACAUUUCUCAUUCCCAAGGCAUCAGUUUGCAGUCUUUUUUUUUUAAAGCCUGCAAUUCAGUCAUCUGCCACUCAGCUUUACACUUUACUGGUGGGGUGGGGUGGGGGAAGCACAAGAAAUUUACUCCCUUCCAGUCAACCAGUUUUCUAGAAAUGACAGGAGCAGCCGAGUUGCCAGCACUGCAGUAAAUAAACCCACUUGGGAGCAAAAGAUUAAUUUAUCAUACGUAGUCCAAGGAAGGCAGAUAGGGAAUGAGUGUGAUAGAUUUUCUCCAGCCAUUUAAUUAAAUUUAGACGUUACUAAUAAAAGUGUGUUAUUUCUCAGGUUGGUAAAGCCUUGGAUACAAUCAUUUCAAGAAGCUGAAACCAACCUCCUUACAAAGCUAGUGGUCUGUGGGCCUUCUUUGUCUUGCAAAGAACAAACUUGGGAAUAUUUAAAUGGCUAGUAGGAUGGAAUCUUCCAGAAAGACUUCUACAGAGGAUCACUUAGUUUAGAAAAGAUGCUACAUAAAUCAUUGCAUUUUGCAAGGUGAUGGAUGGACAUCAUUUGUAUUCCGCAUGAGUCGGCAUACCGUUAUACUAUAAAUAAAGCAUUGAAGCUGAAAGAAAGAAAACAACAGGAUGUUAUUCCAUUCAAAAAAGCACUCACCAAUUGGCUACAUAAAUUGCUGAUGAUUUAUAUGAUUUAAAUUGCUUCACAGGAUGAAUGUGAAGGAAAGGGGGAGGAGUUAGCUUCUUUUUUAAUCCACAGUUUCUUCAGUCUGCAAGUUCGCUCCACAAUAAAUAAAAGACUUAACAAUCUACCUUACAAACACAUAUACACACACACACAGCACAAAGAGGCUGAGAGCAUUUUGACAACUGGGAUCAAACUAACACUCCAUCUGGUGUCCUUCAGAUGAGAUAGACUACAGCUUCAUUUAUUCGCAGCCAGAAGAGUGGCUUUGGGUAAAGUAAGCUGUAGUCCAUCCCCUUUGUAGAAGACCACCUUAGGUGUUGAGUGUCACUCAAGCAAGAAAAGUCACAGAAUAAAGAUACUAACACCAACAUUUCACAUCUCCUUUUUUUUCCAGACAGAGACCCAAACCACUAUACAACCUCAAUUGGGCAACCUGAGAAUGGAAUGGGGUAGGGUAGGGUAGGGUAGGGUAGGGUAGAAUAGAAUAGAAUUCUUUAUUGGCCAAGUGCGAUUGGAUACACAAUACCAUCAUCAUGAUGAGUUUAAAAUGAUAGAACAGCCUACUAAAUAAUAUUAUCUCCAGAUAUAUUUGAACAUUUUUUUAAUGAAGAUGUGCACUUGAAUCUAAUUGGGGAACAAAACUAAGUCCCUGAUUAAAAAUGCAUCUGAAGCCAGGAGCCUCCAACUCUAUUGAUAAUUUAACCAGAUGGAUUAGUCUGAAAGGAACUAUUUUGAAAUGCAUGUGAUUUUUAUGCAGUUCACAUUGCCACUCUUUUCUCCCCUCCUUCCCCCUCCCCUCUCUAACACAUGCCCACGCACACCACAUAAGCUCAUACUCAAACUUGUUUGAAACAGAAAAGGAAUACAACUGGCAGUGCUUUAACAGAAUCCAGAGAGUUGCUUCUCAUGCUUUGCAACAUCUGUGUCCAAAAGGCAGCGGUACAGCUAUGGGGACAACAGAAAAGGACAGCAAACUUUGAAAAAAGACAUGAGCAGCCAAAGAAUGGAACACCAAAUUGGUAAUUUGGUCUCCCUUUUUCUCCCUCUCCCCCCAGAAAUCUUUCCUGAGAGAAACAAUGGUUAUUAUCUGCCUUGCUUUUGUGGUUUUUUUCUUUCUGAUGCUCUCUUUUAUUCUAUCUUUUGUCCCUUCUCCUAAUUUUCUGUCUUCUGCUUCUAGGAACACAGUCUUGAUUUAUAUGCUCAGGCAGCCUAUAGCUUCACCUUUUCUCCAACAAUUGAUAUCCCCUGCUAAGGAAUGAAUCUAUGCAUGAAUAACUGCCGUAAUAACAACUACCAGUUGUUCUGACUUUCCAGCCUGUUAUUUAUACUCAAAGUAAUACAACAAUAAUGCUAAUGUGUUUUGUCUCUUCAUCCUGCAGCUAUGUCUGAGGGAACUCAACUGGGACUGAAUUUGUCCACCUAUCUGGGCAAUGGAUGUAUGACUGCUGCAGAACAUCGCUUUCAGCACCAUGGACAGUUCUCAGCCCCCAUCACUAUCCUGCUGGCGAUCCUCAUGGGACUCCUAGUGUUGGUCACUGUCCUGGGCAACGCGUUGGUCAUCUUGGCAUUUGUGGUGGAUAAAAGCCUACGGACCCAGGGGAACUUCUUCUUCCUGAACUUGGCCCUGGCAGAUUUUUUAGUGGGUGGAUUUUGUAUUCCCCUUUACAUCCCGUAUAUACUGACCGAUGAAUGGAAAUUUGGAAAAGGCCUGUGUAAGCUCUGGUUAGUGGUCGAUUACCUCGUCUGCACAGCCUCUGGAUUCAACAUUGUCUUGAUCAGUUUUGACCGAUUCAUCUCCGUAACAAGGGCGGUGAGCUACAGAGUUCAGAAAGGGAUGACCAAAACCACAGUGGUGAAGAUGGUAAUGGUGUGGAUUGCAGCAUUUCUCCUUUAUGGUCCAGCCAUUAUCAGCUGGGAGUACAUAGCCCAACAAAGCAUCAUCCCUGAGAACAAGUGUUACGCCGAGUUCCACUACAACUGGUACUUCCUCAUGAUUGCCUCCACCAUUGAGUUCUUCACACCAUUCAUCAGUGUCACCUACUUCAACUUAAGCAUCUAUUUCAACAUUCGCAAGCGGACACAGGUCGGAAGUGAGAGCUCCUCAGCAGCCCAAAAGGACUGUGAACUUUUUUGCUGCAGGAAGAAACGAGAGCAUGCCAUAGUUUUCACAAAAAGAAGGGACAAAAGGAACGAAAAGGUGAACAGCUUCACCCCUAGCAAGCCUGCUGUGGGGAGGCUCAGCAUCCAUAACCUCCAGACACACUCAGUAGAGCUUAACAUCAAUCAAGACUUUCCACCUUGGCAGGUAGACAUUCAGACUAAAUCACCGUGGGGUGGUGUCUACAAAGCUCUAGAGAACAUAUCCAGCACCACACGGAAAGCAGAGGUGGCCAAUACCGCAGCUAGCCGGUUUAGGCUUUCCAGAGAUAAGAAAAUAGCCAAAUCUUUAGCCAUUGUUGUCUGCAUCUUUGCGGUAUGUUGGGCACCCUACACCCUUCUAAUGAUCAUCAGAGCUGGUUGUCAUGGGAGAUGCAUCCACAAUGAUCUCUAUGAAGUAUCGUUUUGGCUACUGUGGUUGAAUUCAGCUAUUAAUCCCGUAUUAUAUCCUUUGUGCCACAUCAGUUUCAGGAAAGCCUUUUAUAAAUUGCUCUGCCCAGCCAAAGCAAAAAUCCACCCCAAUAUUUUUACGUGAGAGAGAACAUUGAAGAGAUGUUUCUGCCUAGAUACGUUUGACAUAGAACCACUGAGCAUGAACUUGUCCUCCAAGUAUGAAAGAAAAAUUCAAAUGUUCUAUUCCGAGAAUGGAGAAAGCUCAAUCUAGAUUUUAGAAAGUGCAAGAAUUUACAGUACUUUGCAGUGCUUAUGUAUGCAAAUGAGGACUUAUUUAUUCUCUGGUACCUAAGCUUAGCACGCUUUGUAAAUUCCCAACCAAAUCCUUCUUAAGAAAUAAUGUAAUUCUGAUAAGGCAAUUUAACUAGGGGACAUUGUACACUUGUUUUGAAGUAAUUGCACAUUUAAAAAAAAGGCAGUUUCUUUUUGCCUGUAAGGGUUUUUGUACUGAUGUGAAUUUUUUUUUCUUCUAAGAAUUACUUGUCCACUUUAUAUUGCAGAAAACACAGUGCAAUGGAGCAUCUCCCACUAGAUGUUCUAGUUUGUGGGUGGACCUUGCUCAUGAGCGGAGGUGCUUUCCCAAGGAUUACUCAUAGUUCUAAAGAAUUAUUCCAACUUGGCAAAAUGCCACUCAUAAGCAAAGUUAAAAGUCAAAGCUCAUCUCCAUUUCAAGGCCAUUGAGUCAGCACUGUCCAAAGACAUGUCUGCCAGCAUGACAUCACGGAACGCUGUUACCUUCCCACUAAAGUGCUACCUAUUUAUCGACUCACAUUUGCACACUUUCCAACUGCUAGGCUGGCAGGAGCUGAGGUGAGGAUGGGAACUCGCGCAGUUGCCUGGAGCUUGAAUCUUGAACCUGGGCUGCCGACUUUCCAGCCUACAAGGCCAGUGUCUUGACCGCUACCGCACUGCCCUAUUCAUAAGCAAACCUGCUGCAAAAGCUGGGUCAAAAAGUAAGAUGGAUUUCAUCAGGCAAUUUCAAGUCAACACACCAAGCCGUAACUUAUUGAAGGCAUAGCUUCACACAUGUGAAAUCAGCCACGGUUGCUAUGCCAGCACUCUUAAUACAGUCAUCAAUUGCAGUGUCCUUUUAAAAAGAGCUAGUAUUAUUAUUAAAUGCAACUGGAGAGAGUGGAGGCCAUACCCAUUAAUAGCAACUUUAUUGUUAUACUAGCACAAAUUAAGGAUACAGAUUGUGUUUCCCCCUAAUUUGACAGUACUGAAGGUUAUAUACUCUAUAGACCACCAUUUGUUUUGAAUCUUCUUACUAUUAUCUUGAUAAAUAUGCC
Messenger RNA from Crotalus tigris (Tiger rattlesnake), 6873 nucleotides. RefSeq names its product histamine H3 receptor-like. Gene Ontology annotation, biological process: adenylate cyclase-activating adrenergic receptor signaling pathway. The record is from RefSeq and is a predicted model, not a curated record. Gene Ontology annotation, molecular function: histamine receptor activity. NCBI's taxonomy places the organism in Eukaryota, Metazoa, Chordata, Lepidosauria, Squamata, Viperidae. Gene Ontology annotation, cellular component: membrane. The transcript is spliced from 3 exons. The coding region runs from base 4356 to 5666 and encodes 436 amino acids.